CCAAGUCCAAACCGUCGCCACCUUUUAACGCUGCAACAAAACAACUGCUUCCAUCCUUCCUUCUAUCUAAAACCCUUCUACUCUCUAUCUUAUUGGCACUUGUAAGAUCUCUCUGCUGCACGGGACAGAGUAUGGAGGGAAUCAAAUAUGAAGAGGAAUUCCUAUUGAAUUCUCGUGGAUUGAAGCUCUUUACAUGCCGAUGGCUUCCUGAGAACCGAGAACCGAAAGCUCUGAUCUUUCUAUGUCAUGGAUAUGCCAUGGAGUGCAGCAUCUCAAUGAAAGGUACUGGGAUACAGCUUGCUAAGGCGGGAUUUGCAGUCUAUGGAAUCGACUAUGAGGGCCAUGGGAAGUCCUCUGGAUUGCAAGGCUACAUCCGAAGCUUUGAUGGCCUCGUGAAUGAUUGCUCUGAUUAUUUUACCAGCAUAUGCGAGAGAAGAGAGAAUAGAAUGAAGAAGAGAUUUUUACUUGGCGAGUCCAUGGGAGGAGCUAUGGUCCUUCUUCUACACAGGAAGAGGCCGACCUAUUGGGAUGGAGCAGUUUUGGUUGCUCCCAUGUGCAAGAUUGCUGAAGAAAUGAAACCUCCUCCAAUAAUCAUCAAGAUUUUGACACAGCUUAGUAAGAUCAUUCCAACUUGGAAGUUAAUUCCCACCAAAGACAUCAUCGAUAGCGCCAUCAAAAAUCCAGAAUGGCGAGAACAGGUUCGCAGCAAUCCUUAUUGCUACAAGGGGAAGCCUCGCCUUAAGACCGGCUACGAGCUUCUCAUGGUUAGCUUGGACAUUGAAAAGAACCUGCACCAGGUGACAUUGCCAUUUAUAGUCGUUCAUGGAGGUGAUGACAUUGUUACCGACCCUUCGGUGAGCCGAUCCCUCUACGAGACAGCAUCGAGCAAAGACAAAACCUUUAAGCUCUACCCAGGGAUGUGGCAUGCACUGACCUCAGGGGAGCCUCAGGAGAGCAUCGAUCUCGUGUUCUCAGACAUCAUUGCAUGGCUUGAUGAUAGGGCAACGCCCUCUAAUUCGAGAUCAGAAAGAGAACACAAGGCCGGGCACGACCCAAGAUCGAGUCAUAGCUCUGCAUGGCGAGAAAGCAACGUGUUAACUACUCCGAGGAGUACUGAUACUACUAAUAUGAGCUUUCGUCUCACGAAGAUCUCUACAGCACUCAACUAAUUUCUUUCAUGACGAAUUGAUUGAGAAGUUAAGUUGAUGUGGGUGCAGGAAAGAGAGUACUCUAUUAGUUUUUUAUUUUUGGGAAAAAGAUGACUAUAGUGUAUCAGUGGGGUGUGUGAGAAUUGAAAGCUCUCUGAUGUAAAGUUUACAAAAUAAUAAUUGCAUAUGUUUGUUUCAUUGGA
Molecule: messenger RNA, 1351 nt
Organism: Phoenix dactylifera (date palm)
Lineage: Eukaryota; Viridiplantae; Streptophyta; Magnoliopsida; Arecales; Arecaceae
Product: caffeoylshikimate esterase-like
Source: RefSeq, a predicted model, not a curated record